AUGGAGCUAUUGAAUGGCACAUAUUCACAUCAUGUGCGAUACUAACUAGCAAAAUAAUAAAUUGACUCUCUGUUUCUCAAAUGGAUAUCAGCACCUUAAACUAAUAAGCUUAUUAACCAGUUCAUAAAUGAGAUACACAAGCCUGGCCCAACUUUGUUAGCCCCACCUUCUCCUAUUUUCAUUUCUAAAUUGAACAGUCAAACUUCACCUAAAGGACAGACACCUCCAAGAUCGCCAUCAGGAGAGAAAUUCAUGGGAAGAACUUUGAGUCCAAAGUAGACUGUGAAUUUACUUGAUCCUAAAUUGAGCUAGCCGAUUUCUUUAGAAGAGAUUCAUCCAAGUUCUUAUGGUAGUCCUAAAUCUAAAAAUCCCUUUAAUGAAAAAUUUGCGAAGACAGACACCGAAGCUAUGGCUUAGAUAGUGAGACAAAGAUAACAAGAAAAAUAAGCAGCUUAGCCGAUUCCUUAGCCUCAAGUUAGUGUACAGUAACAAUAAAUAGUCCAAUAAUAGCAAAUGAGGCAACCAGAUAUUCCGAAAUUCUAUUUCCCUGAAGGCAAACCUAUUGAAUCAGAGGUAUAGAAGACAUCUGAUGAAACAAUAGAGAAAAUUUUUACUGGAAAGCCAGAACUUAAAAAAGAAGAAUUUGAUUAGAUAACUACAGAUGUAUGCGGGCUGCCGAAGUUCUUUAUGAAUGUCCUAUUUGAACGAAUAGAUUCUGGGAAGACUGGAAAAAUUAAUAAACAGCAUUUCCUCCAUUUUUGGAAAAGAGAAUUUGAAAAGAUAGAUGUAAAAAAGCGCAUGUUUAAAAUUAUUGCUAAGCCAGGCGUUGAAUAUAUUGCGACCGAUGAUUUAAAGCCUCUUUUUAAGUAACUGCUUGAAACUCAUCCAGGUCUUGAAUUCCUACAAUAAACUCCUGAAUUCUAGGAUAGAUAUUCAGAUACAGUUGGCAUGAGGAUAUUUUACUUGGUAGAUUCGAAUGAUGAUGGAAAGAUUACCUAUAGAGACUUCAAAAGAUCGAAUUUAAAGGAUGUAUUUUUCAAUGUUGCUGCUGAGGAGGAUAUCAAUAAAAUAAGAGAAUACUUCUCUUAUGAGCAUUUUUAUGUUCUCUAUUGCAGAUUCUGGGAGUUGGAUACUGAUCAUGACUUCCUAAUAGAUAAAGAAGAUUUUUCUAGGUAUGAAGGGCAUGCUUUGUCAAGAAAGGCAGUGGAUAGAAUUUUUGACUAAAUUCCUAGAAAAUUCAAAUCCGGAGUCAAGGAUAAAAUGGGUUAUGAAGAUUUUGUAUGGUUUAUGCUAUCUGAGGAAGAUAAGACUACCUUCCGAAGUUUGCAAUACUGGUUCUCUAUUAUAGAUCUCGAUUAAAAUGAAAUAAUUACUCCUCAUGAAAUGGAAUACUUCUAUGAGGAGUAGGUCCAUAGAUUAGAAUAUCUAAAUCACGAGCCAAUUUUGUUCGUUGACUUAUUAUGUCAAAUGAAUGAUAUGAUAAAGCCGAAAAAAGAGGGUCAUUUCUCAUUUCUAGAACUAAAAAAGUAUAAUCAGCAAAUUGGUAUAUUCUUCAACUGCUUAGUCAACCUUAAUAAAUUUAUUGCAUAUGAAACUAGAGAUCUAUUUGCAAUAAAACAUCAAUAAACAGAGUUUCCUAAUUACAGUGAGUGGGACAGAUUUGCUAAAUCGGAGUAUGAGAGAUUAGCAAUGGAAGAAGAAAAUGGAGAAGACUCAGAAAUGCUGGAUGCUAUGGAAGGCUGGGAUUCAGAUCAAGAUGAUUAGAACAGAGAAAAUCAAGCAACGGACUAGAAUGCAGCUAAUAGAGCUAAUAAUGCUGCUGGCAAUAAUGCUUCUCCUGCAAGCAAUACAAAUGCAGCAGGAGGUGCCCGUCAUACAGUAAACGCUGACUGA
This is a messenger RNA of Stylonychia lemnae, 1893 nucleotides long. Lineage: Eukaryota; Ciliophora; Spirotrichea; Sporadotrichida; Oxytrichidae. The record is from the annotation of a GenBank genome assembly.